Molecule: messenger RNA, 5211 nt
Organism: Hypanus sabinus (Atlantic stingray)
Lineage: Eukaryota; Metazoa; Chordata; Chondrichthyes; Myliobatiformes; Dasyatidae
Gene: arhgap15
Product: Rho GTPase activating protein 15
Exons: 15
Coding region: 274-1731 (485 amino acids)
Biological process (GO): signal transduction; regulation of GTPase activity
Cellular component (GO): cytoplasm
Source: RefSeq, a predicted model, not a curated record
CAAAACUGUUGCGGCUUAAUGGCAAUUUGAAUAGAAAGGCACGUUGAGCUCCGGAUCUGGUCAUCUGAAGUCCACUGUAAGACCAAAAGAUCAAUUUUAUUUCUCAGUGAGGAAACAAAGUAAGUGAGACUGGAGCCUCCAAAUCCGAACAACCCUCCCAUAGAACUUCUGGGGUCUUGGGAAGUUCACUUGGAUGAAAGCACAGAACGGAAAUACUACUUUAACGCAAGCACAAAAGAGAAGACUUGGAAACCACCUAGGCUCUUUCUGGGAAUGCAGACCAUGAAGGAUGGAUCCACAGCUCAGUCGAAAACAAGUUUCCAGACAACCACCACCCCUGAACAGCUUCCCUCAACCCACUUCAGCCCUAGUGCUGUUCAGAGGAGGGCGAAGAGUGCAGCUGCUAACUGUGACCGCCUGAGCCAAACAAAGUCCAUGGUUCUGACUGACUCCAACCCAAUUAAGUUACCGAUAUCUCGCCACAGGCGAAAUCAUUCACAGCACAACCUUUCAGACAUUACUGGAAUGGUGGAUCAGUCUCCACUGAAGAAAAAUGGCUAUUUGAACAAAGCAAAGAUCACAGAGGGAGGUAAAAAACUGAGGAAAAACUGGACCAGUUCUUGGGUUUGCCUUGAGGGAGACAAAAUUGACUUCUACAAAGAUAGCAAACAACAAAUUUUAGCCAAUUCGAAGAUGGGCUGUAAGCCGGAAAAUGCGGACCUGUGUGGUGCUCAGAUUGAAUGGGCAAAAGACAAAUCCAGCAGAAAGAAUGUGCUUCAGCUAACAACAAUCUCGGGGAAUGAAUUUCUCCUCCAUUCUGAUGAUGACAGCAUACAUGACUGGUACCAGGCCAUCAGAUAUACAAUUGAUAAACUGUCAAAGAAGGGCAUCUCAACAACGGCACAUGAUAUCUGGAAAAGUUCAAGCAGUGAAGAACUGAACAGGUGUGGGGGAGAGAGCAACAGCAAGCCUAAUGUGAAAGAAUCAAAAUCAGAGUGCAGAAAAUCAUCACUAAUACUACGACUGAACCACAGCCCAUCUGACACCUCUGAGAAGAAGAGAGUUAAGAGCAGACUAAAAAAAUUUAUAUCAAGGCGACCUUCAUUGAAAACUUUACAAGAGAAAGGUUUGAUUAAAGAUCGUGUAUUUGGCUGCCACCUUGCUGUCCUCUGCAAGCGUGAGGGAACCACUGUUCCAAAAUUCGUGAAACUUUGCAUUGAGACUGUGGAAAAAAGAGGAUUGGAUGCAGAUGGCAUUUACAGAGUGAGCGGCAAUCUGGCUACAAUACAGAAAUUACGAUUUGUCGUGGACCAUGAAGAGAAGCUGAAUUUGGAUGACAGCCAGUGGGAGGACAUCCACGUCGUCACCGGAGCACUAAAGAUGUUUUUCAGAGAGCUGCCUGAGCCACUUUUUCCAUUCGGCUUUUUUGAUCAAUUUGUAGACGCCAUAAAAAAUCAGGAUUACAGCCAACGUGUUCAGUGUGUUGCAAGACUGGUGAAGAAACUUCCUAAACCGAACCAUGAUACCUUGAGAGUUCUCGUUACGCAUUUACAAAAGAUAAUAGCAAAGGCACUGGUGAAUUUGAUGUCAUCGCAGAGUUUAGGCAUUGUAUUUGGACCAACUCUCAUGUGGUCUGAGAGGGAAACUGCAAAUAUGGCCGUGAACAUGAUGUAUCAGAAUCAGAUUAUCGAUCUGAUACUUUCCGAACACGCUGAAAUCUUCAAACCCUAGGAGGUGUGAGCACAACUUGCCUUCAGUGGUUAAUAUUAUUCUCAGAAGAUCUGACGUUUAGUUAAGUUGUGAAUCUGCUGCUUGCAGAAGGUCAUCACCAUUGCCCUUGCUUUUUUGUUGUUUAUCCCCUCACCAUUUCAUUUACUAGAAUCCAUAUAGACUAAGUUUGCCUGGUACUGGUCUAUUAUUAUUCUUUGUUUAUAAAUCACUGAUUGACAGGCUCAGUUUUAAACUUUUAAGUACAAUCUACUUGGACAAAAGAGCCACCACUCUCUGAAAUAUUAAAUAGUCUGCUAAUAUUGAUCAAAGUGAUUGUAGUCAGACUCAGAGCUCCACAGUUAUUUGUACAAACAAUGACUAAAGACAAAAAAAAAUCAAAUACUUCGAAUUAAUAAUCUCUCUAGUAAAUCAAAAGGCAUGAUUUUAAAGUCAUAUUUUUAAAGGAAUGGUCUGGAGAAUAUCUCAGAUCACUUCAAACAUUUCAGAAGAGAAGUUAAGGAGCAUCUCUUCAUAUACAUAGUGUGAAAGACUAUCCCACAGAUGGAUAGCACAGGCUUAAUUAGGCAUGAUGCAGUAUAUUGUACCUUGUGAGGAAUAUAAUAGCAUAUGGAUUUCAGGAUCAGGUUUUUAAUCACUGACAUACUGUACGUCAUGAAAUUUAUUAUUUUGUGGCAGAAGUAAAAUACAUGAAAAUGACCAUAAAUUGCAAUUUGAAUAUUUAAAAAAACCAGAUAAAUAUUGCAAAAAGAAAGCAAGAUGUUGAGGUAGUGUUUUUGGGUUCAUGGACCAUUCAAAAAUGAUGGCAGAGGGCAAGAAGCUCUUCUAAAAUGCAAUGUUUGUGUCUUCAGACUGCUAUACCUCCUCAUUGAUGGUAGCAAUAAGAAGAAGGGAUGUCCUGGAUGGUGAGAGUUCUUCAUGAUAGAUACCACCUUAUGAGGCAUCGACUUUUGACAAUGUCCUCCAUGGUGGGGAAGCUAGUGCCUAUGAUGGAAUUAGUCAAGUUUGCCACACUCUGGAGCUUUUUCCUGAUCUUAUGCAUUGGCGCUUCCAUAUCAGAUGUUGAUACAACCAGUCAAAAUGCUUUUUUAUGGUAUAGCUGUAGAAAUUUGCUGGAAUCUUAGUACACUGUGAUAUGGAUCAGUUAUGACUGAAUGAUAGAAUGGACAUAAGAAGUUGUAAGACCUUCUCCUCCUCCCACGACCAACUGGUCCCAGCAUCAGUGUCUGUUUUUUCUCUACAUUCAUCUCUCCAGUGCCCUAUCCAUGCUUCCCAGGUAUUGGGAUCCAAUUUUUCACUUCUGGUUUUCUGCCAGUCUGAGUAUCACAGCAAACAAUGACAAAAUCAUCAUAUACAUUUCAUCAGCUAAUCUUUUCAUGAAAAUAGGGCUCAUGGUUCAUUAUGAAAGUUUUUCACUCCUUUGAUGCAUUUGGGUGGUGUUGGCUAAGUUGGUACUUAUUGGCAAAAUUAAAUUUACUUGAACUGUGUGGCAUCCUCAGCCAUACUUUCUGGAUGUGUACUGGUAUUCUUCUUGUCUUGAUGUGAGUUUGUUGCCUAACAUACUCCAUAAGAUUGAAAAUUCACAGCAAAAAGUGAAGUAGCAUGAAGUAUUAGAGAGUGGCUGGCACUGAUGAUCAAAGUCACCUAGUGUUGAUCUUGUAACAGUUUUCUAACAACCCUAUUUACUUGCACAUGAAAUAUCCCUUUUUUAAAAAAACACUCAGAAAUACAAUUUCAAGUUUGGUUAUUGGUUCAUUCCAUAACUUACUGGUAGAUAGUCUUACUCUCUUAGCAAUGAAGCUAUCUGACAAACAGAAAAGCUAUUACACAUUAGAUUUAAGAUUGGGUUUCUCUACGUGCUAUUUUACUUCUCAAGUUUGCCAGGUUUUCUUUCCAUUUCCUCUGACUGUCACAUUCAGCCAUUAGGAGGUUUGUCUUCUGCCAGAUAGUUUGUUUUAUGUCAGACAAAAUCCUGGCAUUUUUUUCCCCUCGCUGAGGUGAGAAGCUUCUACCCACCUAACAAUUUGGCUUUGAACUGAUAACACUGAUCACACAUAGUUGGUGGACUCAAAGGUGUGAGCCAGAUAGAUCUGAAACACACCCUAUGCUAAUGUUCUCAUCAAAAACCACUUCGAGUAGGGUGUGAACUGAGCGCUGUCUUAACAUCCAGUUCUCAUGCAUGAAUCACUUCCAACGGGUUAUUGAUUGAGUCAACAAAAAACUCAAUGAGCUUUGCACAACAGUUUAAAGGGCACUGCUGGCAGAAAUUUAUAGCCGGCAAGACCAGAUUUCUCUUCAGCUUAUAACAGAAAAACGCAACUCACUGAAGCAGCAGUAAACAGGUUUGAUCUCCAAAGUUUCAAAAUAGAGAGAUGAUGAAUGUAGAGUAUGGUGCCUUCCUACAAAAGAUAGAAAAAUUAAAACCAACGAUAGCUAUUGACUUCUGUUUGAGUCCCCAAGCCGUUGACACACUAAGUGGCAGCUGAGAAAUUACCUCAAUGUGCAAUCCCCAAAUGCCUGCUCCCUCACUUAUUAAGAGAGAAUAUUGAGUCUAGGUUAGUACUGCAAGCAAUAAUAAUAAUUUUUGUGUUUUACUUUGUAUUUAUAAAAAUUGAAAAUACAAAAGAUAUUUUUCUAUGUAAUUACAUUAUCAAAGAGUAGGGCUAUCUCUCAAAAUGCAUGUCAAGAUAUCAACAAAAUCUGGGAAGUUGUUGCGAUAUCAACACUGAACACAUUUAAUGAUCACAGACUUCAAUCUUUCUAAAUUAGACCAAUUUUUGAAGUCGGCCCAGGAACAUGAGCUUGAAAUCAUCAACUAUGCUUGACAGUACUUGCAAAUAUUCACCAAGGGGCACAGAGGGAAAACAGUAUUAUUUACAUUGUUUAGUUACUGCCUUUACUUUUGGAGAGAAAGAAAGGAAAUUGAAGAGAAAAUAAUGUUCUGUAACUAUGUAAUGCAUUGAUUCUUAACAAAUUAAAUGUACAAAUAAACUAUUUUCACCUGGUUGUAUGUUUCAAGGUGUGAAUACUGUGAGGACAAAGUUUAAUGAGAGUCCAGGUCUAUUUCUAAGUUACUCUUUAGCAUUGAAUGCAUGGACAAACUGACCGGAGAAAACAUUUGUUUUCUGAUUAUUGUACAAUUCAAAUGGGAAGUUUAUGCUAGAUUUUAAAUUUUAAUGUGUAUUACUAUAUUGUGCAUAUUGAAGUCCACUCUUAUUUGAAUUUCAACAUUCAAUGGGAACAAACUAUAUGUUCUUGAGUGACCAAAAUAUACAAAAUGAUCUUGGAAUUUUUGCAACAGUCAUAAAUAAAAUGUAAUUGUUUUCCAAAAAUCUGCUAUCUUUCCUAUGAAAAUUUUGUUUUCUUUAAUUGUAAACAAAAUUGUACAGCAACUUAAUUGGUUUUUCUGUGCAAAUUUUUUGCCAUUUUUUCCAGCAUGUUAACUGUUCUGAAAUUAAAAAUAAAGUCAAAACUGCUUAAGCU